CGUUUGCUAGUUGAGAUGAUGGCGACUGGGACGCCGGAUUCGCAAGCCCGAUUUGGUCAGUCGGUGAAGGGGCUUCUCACGGAGAAGGUGAACACUUGCGGUACCGACGUAAUCGCGCUCACUAAGCAGGUGCUGAAAGGCUCGCGGAGCUCCGAGCUGCUGGGGCAGGCGGCUCGAAAUAUGGUACUACAGGAAGAUGCCAUCUUGCACUCAGAAGAUAGUUUAAGGAAGAUGGCAAUAAUAACAACACACCUUCAGUACCAGCAAGAAGCUAUUCAGAAGAAUGUUGAACAGUCGCCUGACCUGCAGGACCAGUUGAGUCAUUUGCUCAAGUAGCGUGUCAACAGUAGUUGACUUCUUUGCCUGAUGCGGAGGAGAAUGUAUCCUACACAACCAUCAGGCUGUGGCCUUGGUUUUUAUUUUCAUCUCCAAAAAAAAAAAAAAAUCGUCCAGAAAAGACUUGUGAAAAGAAGAAGCCAAGUGACUGAACAUGGAAGCAGAUCUUAAAAUGGAUUAAUUCAUCUUCAAGUUGUUUUAUAGGUUGAAUCAUUAGCACUAAAAAAAAGAAAGAUACCUUAGCUUGUUAAAA
Messenger RNA from Grammomys surdaster, 589 nucleotides. RefSeq names its product BLOC-1 related complex subunit 7 (gene Borcs7). The transcript has 5 exons. NCBI's taxonomy places the organism in Eukaryota, Metazoa, Chordata, Mammalia, Rodentia, Muridae. The coding region runs from base 16 to 336 and encodes 106 amino acids. The record is from RefSeq and is a predicted model, not a curated record. Gene Ontology annotation, cellular component: BORC complex.